AUGGGGCUCAUAUCCGCCAAAACCAUCUUAACCUCCAUCUCCCUCUUCCACAUCACCCUCGCCUUCUUCUUCAUCACCCGUCCCGCCACCAUUGCCGACCAGGGUGUAGUCUGGCUACUGGGGGAGGCUAUGGGCCUGCCUCACGCAACCAACUUCGAGACCCAAUCCCCCACCACCGCCUUCCUCGGCAUCAUCCUCGGUCUCUGGGGCCUUUCGGACCUUGUGUCUCUUUCCAUGCCCGAAGAGAUUUCCUUGCUACACCACUGGGGUUCUCAAGUCCCCCUGCGCCUUACUUUCAGUUUUCUUUUGACGCUCUACAGCUUCUUCUUCUCCGCUUCUUCGCCGUUCAUCAACGAUGACAACGCUCAGCAGCAGCAGUUCAGCCAUCCCAAGACGCCGGCGUACAAUUUCGGGGUCAAAGAGGCUGCGGGAGACUGGGGCUGGGGAGGGGAUGCGUUGAAAAAACAGGGUUUUCUUCACCUUCAUGUUUGUGGAGACUUUUUAGCCUGGGUUUUGGGCGCUGAUGAGCCUGAAUGA
Sordaria macrospora k-hell is the source of this 537-nucleotide messenger RNA. RefSeq lists its product as uncharacterized. The record is from RefSeq and is a predicted model, not a curated record. NCBI's taxonomy places the organism in Eukaryota, Fungi, Ascomycota, Sordariomycetes, Sordariales, Sordariaceae.